CAUUACAUCUUAAACUAUCUUUGAUGCAAUGGCAAAAGCUGACACGAUAACAAUUAUUCAGAUUCCUCGCAAUUGCUCGUGACUGGACAUGCAAUGAGAUAUAUGCAUAUAUAAAUGCUCUCAGAACUCAGAAGUCGGUGGAUCAUGUGCUCGGUUGCCUUCCUUCGUCCCCAUGCCCCUGAGAAAUUCUGUUUCCGCUGUUUCUUCUGGGUUUUGAUUCUGAAAUCUUUCAAUAGCUUAACCAUGAGCUAGUUUUAUGAGGUGAGACUUGUGUUUGUAAGGAAUAGCAAUAGAAACUGGGUCAAGAUCUAUUGCUUCUUUGCUAUAUUUGGGGUUUUUAGGAGUGAUAUAGGGUUCAUACUGAUCUGUAUAUUGAAAGCCACAACAUAGAAGAUUCUUGCUGUUAGAGGUGGAAAUAUUUACAUGGUAUUUAGAUGGAGAGUCUCAAAGAAUUCAAGCGAUGGGUUUGAUCACAAGCAAAAGAUAUUUAGGGACUCAAAUUUUACAGCUUCAGUGGCAAAGGCUGAAGAAUACAUACCAAGAAAUACCAGAUUGUAGAAGUAGUUAGUCAGUGGCCAUGAAAAUGUCCUUCCACACGUUAAAUUGCCCAGGAGUUCUUCUAGGUGGUGUAAAUAAGAAUAAAACCCAGUACAGAACAAGAUCAAAUCCAUCCGCAGCUGCACAAAUUUCUUCUGCCACCAAACCAACCGAUGAAAGUGGUAAAUCACUCGACUCCAAAAGGGUUUUGGGCUCGGGUAUGGCUAUAAAAAGAUAUCAGGCCCCAAAUUCUCUGCUCAGCCAACCAAAUACAGUUGGAAUCAUUGGAGGAGUAUCUGUUUUUUCUACUCUAAUUUUCUUGGAAAAGCUCGUCCGAUGGAGUUCUAAAGAUGGACAAGAAUGUGUACCUUUCGUUGUCUGCAACGACCCAGGUUUAAGCAAAGAGCUUCCUGUUCUUACCUCAUUUCAUUCAUUUACAAGCAGAAACUCUCAAAUCCAAUUCAAUCAUGGCCCAAUAGUCGGAAAUUUGCAGCAGAAAAGGGUGUUUCUUGAGCAGUCAGGAGCUUCUUGCAUAGUCAUGCCAUGCCAUCUGUCACAUGCAUGGUACGGUGAGAUUUCCAAGGGAUGUUCUUUGCCUUUCCUUCAUAUAGGUGAGUGUGUUGCCAGGGAGCUAAGCAAAGCAAAGAUGAAGCCACUUGAAGCUGGGAGUAAUGUUCGGAUUGGGGUGCUUGCUACAGAUGCAACUUCAGUCGCUGCUUUUUAUCAGGAAAAACUGCAAACUCAGCUGGAUCAAACCCAACGGAUCUUCUUUGGGUCCCGAGAGACACUGGUUCGUUAUCCUUCCACCGCCAAGAGCGGGGGGUUGUCGCUGCUCUGUGAAACCAGCCUGACGCUUUGCCCCCAUCCUCUAGGAAGCAUGUGACCAAGAGGCCUUCGCCCCAAUCACAAGCCUCAGACUUUUGGCUUGGAAUGGGCGGUCCAGCAAGGAAUCUCCAGAACCCGAUCCGUAUGGAAUAUGCCAGCGUCCCAUAACUUUGAAGCCCCCACAUGGGUCACAGGCUCGCGUUGCCAAGCCCGGCGAUGUGUCCUACCUCAUUGUGGUCUUAUAAAGUGCAGAAUUUGGUUGCUUCUCAUCGAUGUGGGAUCUAGUUUUGGACAUAGAAAGGCUGGGAUCAGUGCAACUCCUUAACAAAAUAGCACCAUUGUUACAUCAAACAUAUAUCCUCUUUCUUCCGGCAAAACUUCUUCUAUUCUGCAAUACAAUGAAAUCUGGGAGGACCCCUUUUUUCUAAUCCUUUAUCAUCUGUCUUCCAUCCUGUCGCACAAACAAUAAUUUUAGACAAAAAUCCUAACAUUUAUUUAUUUAUUAUUUGUAAGCCGAAGGGAUACAAAAAAAAAAAAAAAAAAAACAAGAAUUUGACU
Molecule: messenger RNA, 1920 nt
Organism: Carya illinoinensis
Lineage: Eukaryota; Viridiplantae; Streptophyta; Magnoliopsida; Fagales; Juglandaceae
Product: broad specificity amino-acid racemase RacX-like
Exons: 2
Coding region: 578-1420 (280 amino acids)
Source: RefSeq, a predicted model, not a curated record